Molecule: messenger RNA, 2967 nt
Organism: Blastomyces dermatitidis ER-3
Lineage: Eukaryota; Fungi; Ascomycota; Eurotiomycetes; Onygenales; Ajellomycetaceae
Product: amino acid permease Dip5, variant
Exons: 4
Coding region: 1049-2473 (474 amino acids)
Biological process (GO): amino acid transmembrane transport
Cellular component (GO): membrane
Molecular function (GO): amino acid transmembrane transporter activity
Source: RefSeq, a predicted model, not a curated record
GAAAUUCCCUUGUGCCCAUUUUUUUCUUUUUAAUCUGGUGAUUAUCGUUAUUGGCUGCACCGGCGAGUGAGUGGGCGUGGGAAGAGGCCAUAUAAUUGCCCGCUUGGCCACUGGCCACUGACCACUGUUUUACUCUUCCCCCGCCCACGGAAAUAUAGGUUCAGCCGUAGCAUGGCUCCCCGCUGUAGGCUUUAAGAAUACGCGAAACAAAAAAUACCUUCCUUAUAUUUGGUCAAGUGUUGGAGAAGAGUGUGAUUGUGCGUGGAUCUGAUUAACACAGAGGCAACCAGGACACAUGGACUGUUGCAAAGCAUUAACUUACGAACAAGGCGCAUGCUUCAAGUUCGAAAACCGCUGCCCUUGCUGACGUUACCAUUGAUAGCCACUGACUCUCGCUAUAAGAAGAACUUAAGUCCAGAUUGGGUAGCACAAGAAACCCGCUAGAUUUUAACUUUUAACUCCUCUCAUGGCCUCGGGCUCUCCUCAGAAGGCAAACCAGUGGCACUUGGGUGUAUAUAAUACCCGGGUCCUCGGCACUUCGAAGCUUUUGACAAAAUUCACCUCUUCCUCUUUCGGUGACUGGCAUAUCUGACCUGCAAUUAACGAAGCGCAUUUCUCGUCCUUUUCCUGAAGCCAUUCCAUUAAAAACCCAAAACGGCCAGUGUGCUUUUGUGCGAUUUACCCUGUGUGGCAUGGCUAACUGGAGUCGGAAAGAGGAUGUUUCGUCCGUCGAAAGCCAAGUGAAGAAUGAAUAUUCUGAGGAGAAUGUCCCUGCGGAGCCUGAGGGCGUGGUUGAUGAGGAUGAGAAGGGAGUCGCCCUGCGUCGUGGCUUGAAGGCUCGGCAUAUUACUAUGAUUGCUAUUGGCGGUGCCAUUGGGACUGGUCUUAUUAUUGGCACAGGUUCUGCUCUGGCAAAGGCUGGCGUAAGUGAUUGCUAUGCCUGAAGGAUGGCGUGCGCAAUGUCCGAAGGACUGGAAUCUCUAACUCUUUACAGCCUGCGUCUGUUUUGAUCUCGUAUUCGGUAGUCGGCUUCAUCGUGUAUGUCGUUAUGUGCGCAGUUGGCGAAAUGGCAGCAUGGCUUCCCACUCCCUCAGGGUUUACCGGUUAUGCUGUUCGCUUUUGUGAUCCUGCACUAGGUUUUGCGCUCGGUUACCUAUACUAUUGUAAAUACAUCAUCGUUACUCCAAACCAACUGACCGCAGGCGCAUUAGUGAUUUCCUACUGGGUUGACAGGGAAAGGGUGAAUCCAGGAGUUUGGAUUACGGUCUUCUUGGUCACGAUAGUGUGUAUCAACUACUUCGGCAUUCGAUUUUUCGGAGAAUUCGAAUUUUGGUUGUCCUCUUUCAAGGUCAUCGUCAUCAUCGGCUUGAUACUGCUGUCUCUGAUCCUUGCUUUAGGUGGAGGCCCGGAUCAUGACAGAAAGGGAUUCCGCUACUGGAAGGAUCCAGGUGCUUUCAACACGUAUAUCAAGGAGGGUUCAUCAGGCCGCUUCCUUGCAUUUUGGUCGACCAUGGUUACGGGAACUUUUGCUUUCCUCGGUACUGAGCUCGUUGGUGUUACUGUAGGGGAAGCUCAGAACCCUCGAAAGACCAUCCCUCGCGCUAUUAGACUCACCUUUUACCGGAUCCUUUUCUUCUAUAUCCUCAGCGUGUUCCUGCUGGGAAUGUUGGUUCCAUAUAACUCGAGAGAACUUGCAUUCGCGGCUAAAUCAUCUAGUUCCGCUGCUGCCUCCCCAUUCGUUGUGGCCAUCGAACUUUCCGGUAUCAGAGUUCUCCCUGGAAUUCUCAAUGCGUGCAUUUUGAUUUUCGUCUUUUCCGCUGCCAACUCUGACUUGUACAUCGCGACAAGAACCAUCUACGGCCUCGCCCGGGAGGGGAAAGCACCAAGGAUCCUUGCCAGGACGGACCGGAGAGGUGUUCCCAUUUAUGCGCUGGGCAUGUCUGCAUUAUUUGCUCUGUUGGCAUACAUGAACGUUUCCAACGACUCCAAGGUUGUGUUCGGCUAUUUCGUUAACCUAGUUACCAUUUUCGGGCUGCUGACCUGGAUCUCCAUCCUUGUUACACACAUUUGCUUCAUUCGUGCACGCAAAGCACAAGGUGUCCCAGAGAGCUCGCUCGCUUUUAAAGCACCCUUCGGUUCAUUUGGCUCAUACGGUGCCCUCGCAUUCUGCAUUCUCAUCGGUCUUACCAAGAACUUCGAAGUGUUUGUUCAUGACCCGGACACAUACGGAAAUUUCGACUACAAGAACUUUAUCACAGCGUACUUGGGUGUCCCGCUGUACCUCAUUCUCAUCUUCGGGUACAAAUUUUACAAUAAAACGUCGGGUGUGAAGCCUCAUGAGGCUGAUUUGUGGACGGGAAAGGACAAGAUCGAUCGUGAGGAGGCUGAGUUUUUAGCAAGAAAAGCGGCGGAGACCAAAAGUUAUGAGAAGGCUGGGUUCUUCUAUCGGACUUUUGUGUCUUGGCUCUUCUAAGAGGUGUGAUGCCGGAAUGAACGUUAUGCUCUCUUUUGGAUUUCUGCUCCUUUCUUUGGUUGGUUUUCUUUUUUUUUUUUCCCCUUCGGGGCUACAUUAUAAGCCCCAGCAAAGAGGCGCUGAAGGUUUGGGCCAGGGAUCAAUACAUGCAUUGCCGUUUGCCAAAAUUUUGCAGCCUACGGUUUUGUAUCACUGACUUUCGACUACAUGAUUAUGAUUUUUAAAUUUCUAUUCAUUCUCUAUGUGCAAUUAUCAUCAUUUUCGAUCUCCUUCUAUUGGUUUGUUUUUUUUUUUUCUUUUUUGACAAGGCUGUCCUGUUCAAACUGAUACUGAGAUCAAUGAGAUCUAUGACAGCUUACAGUGACAAAUGAGUCAAAUAACUUGUUUGAAUUCUUUUCAGUGAAAAAGCUUGAAAGUGUGUUCAAUUGCAUGCUCAACUUCAUAGAAGUUCUUGUAAGAGAUUCACUUGCAUUAUUUUAUAUACUUUAUGCAAU